GGAAGUCAAAUUAAGCCAGUACUUUAGCAGUGGAGCUGUUGACUGAAGUACCUGGCUAAGUGGCUUCGUCGUUGUGUACAUUUGUAUGGAUACGUAGACGUUUCAAAUUUUAUAUAUAAAGCUAGCUAACUACGUAGGUAUAUUUGUUAGACAUGGCCUCCUUAUUCAAGAAGAAAACGGUUGAUGAUGUCAUAAAGGAGCAGAACAGGGAGCUGAGAGGGACACAGAGACAGAUCGCCAGAGAUCGAGCAGCGCUGGAGAAACAGGAGAAACAGAUUGAGCUGGAAAUCAAGAAAAUGGCCAAAACUGGGAACAAGGAGGCCUGCAAGAUCCUGGCCAAGCAGCUGGUCCAGCUGAGGAAACAGAAGAACCGCACCUAUGCUGUUAGUUCAAAGGUCACCUCCAUGUCUACGCAGACCAAGGUCAUGAGCUCCCAGAUGAAGAUGGCAGGGGCCAUGGCCACUACCACCAAAACGAUGCAGGCGGUCAAUAAGAAGAUGGAUCCACAGAAGACCCUGCAAACUAUGCAGAAUUUCCAGAAGGAAAACAUGAAGAUGGGGAUGACAGAAGAAAUGAUCAAUGAUACCCUGGAUGAGAUGUUUGAGGAGUCUGGCGAUGAGGAUGAAUCUCAGGACAUUGUGAACCAGGUGCUGGAUGAGAUUGGCAUCGAGAUCUCGGGAAAGAUGGUGAAUGCCCCCUCAGCUGACAGAAGCCUUCCCAGUGCCUCCACCUCCAAAGCAGCCGGCAUUUCAGAUGAGGAGAUCGAAAGACAGCUGAGGGCUCUGGGAGUAGACUGACCCUCUGCGCACACACACACGCGCGCCAACUUUGGAAUCAAGUGCUCCUUCAACAAGCAGAUGCAACCUUUUUUUUCCUUCACUGGCUAUAAUUUUCUGGGCAGCAGUGGGCUUGGGAAACUUAUGAAAGUUUAUUGUACAGAGCGAAAGAAAUAUAUUUCACCCUCACCCGAUUAACAGCCAGCUCCCUUUCACCUCUGUGCCAGGGACACUGGUGUUGGGUUAAGUGAUUAUUAUUGCUAUUAUUACUCAGAAACAAUAGAAGAGGGUGGGUGGCACUCAGUGAUCAGUGUAAGGGUAACUGGAGAAGGGUUUUUUUUCUAGUCUUUUUUUUUUCUGAAUGCACACACAUCCCACGGGGUCUCGAAAAAAGUGAUGUCCUGCUGUGCAUGCUAAAUAACCUUUGCAGUUAUUGAAAAAAGGGCACCAAAGCAAGGACAUUCUUGUGCAUAAACUUUAGCAGUGCAGAUGACUUUUGUAUAUGGUAUGUUAUGGGUUAGAGAAAGUUAUUUCUGAAGUUUAUUCUUUUGCAUGGGUCAGAUUUGGCAGGUUUGGGUCACAGUGCUGUCAGUUUCAGCUGAGUUGGCAAUAAUGGCAUGAUUUUUUUAUCUGCUCUGGUUUUCUCACUGUGUCUGUUACUGCAGACACUGUUGAUCGUACACCAGUAAUACUCAUCUAAACACACUACGCUAACACUUUAGUACAGAAAGAGCUUGUCUUUUCAUGUCAAAAAUCCUAGCAUGAAAAUCGGUUGAAACCGAAGGCGAGCUGAACUGAAAGCCAUCCUGUUUCAUACUCAGGACAUAAAACAAAAGCAAGCUGUGCACCUCACUGAUUUUUAGUGUAAAAUAACCAUAGGAUGCUCAUGUAUAGUGAUAUUAUUGAUUAAGUACAUUAUGUACAGACUAUUCUGUUUUCAGUUAAGGUGAUAUAGUUUGUAAAAAAUCUGGAUCUUUUACAAAUAAAUAUUUAUGUGUUAUCCCAGAAA
Molecule: messenger RNA, 1785 nt
Organism: Megalops cyprinoides (Indo-Pacific tarpon)
Lineage: Eukaryota; Metazoa; Chordata; Actinopteri; Elopiformes; Megalopidae
Product: charged multivesicular body protein 2b-like
Exons: 6
Coding region: 153-797 (214 amino acids)
Biological process (GO): protein transport; endosome transport via multivesicular body sorting pathway; late endosome to vacuole transport
Cellular component (GO): multivesicular body; ESCRT III complex
Source: RefSeq, a predicted model, not a curated record